UACGGAUUCAGUACUGAAUUCUCUGUAGACUUAAACUAAUAUUUACGUGUAUGAAAGAUAAAUUGAAAGUGUUUGAAUUAAUUUUCUGUGACAUUUAAUGGUGCGUUUGGCUGGCGUUAUGCGUUCCGAUUAUUUAUAAGCCGUGCCGUGAUUUGGCGCGCGAAUUCCACAGUUUAAAUUUCGAAUUUUGGAGUAACUGCUAACUGAGAGAGGAUGGACUACUCUCGGCCAAUAUGCGCCCUCCUUGCUCUUCUCGUUUUCUAUUUAACACACCUCGCACAAUGUACGAACGCCAAGAUCAACUUCAGAGAAAAAGAGAAACAAAUCCUGGAUCAGAUUUUGGGUCCAGGCAGAUACGACGCUCGCAUCAGACCCUCCGGUAUCAAUGGCACUGGCGAUGCGCCAACGUUUGUUCACGUCAACAUGUAUCUACGAUCUAUCAGCAAAAUAGAUGAUUACAAGAUGGAAUAUUCCGUUCAAUUGACGUUCAGGGAACAGUGGCUGGAUGAACGUUUGAAGUUUAACAAUUUAGGAGGUCGCUUGAAAUACCUCACGCUAACAGAAGCGAACCGAGUAUGGAUGCCGGAUCUAUUCUUCUCCAACGAGAAGGAAGGCCACUUCCACAACAUCAUCAUGCCGAACGUGUACAUCAGGAUAUUCCCCAACGGCAACGUGCUAUACAGCAUCCGAAUCUCCCUGACUCUGUCCUGUCCUAUGAACUUGAAGUUGUACCCGCUGGAUAAACAGACCUGUUCCUUGAGGAUGGCUAGUUAUGGGUGGACGACUGACGACCUCGUGUUCCUGUGGAAGGAAGGUGACCCAGUCCAGGUUGUGAAGAACCUACAUCUGCCUCGCUUUACCCUCGAGAAGUUUUUAACUGAUUACUGUAACAGCAAGACUAAUACAGGUGAAUACAGUUGCCUGAAAGUGGACCUCUUGUUCAAGAGAGAGUUCAGUUACUACCUCAUCCAGAUCUACAUCCCCUGCUGCAUGCUUGUCAUUGUGUCCUGGGUUUCUUUCUGGCUGGACCAGGGAGCCGUUCCUGCUAGAGUUUCAUUGGGAGUAACAACACUCCUAACCAUGGCGACUCAAUCGUCCGGUAUAAACGCGUCUCUACCACCCGUAUCCUACACAAAAGCGAUCGACGUCUGGACGGGCGUGUGUCUAACAUUCGUGUUCGGUGCGCUGCUCGAGUUCGCGCUCGUGAACUAUGCGUCCCGCUCUGACAUGCACCGGGAGAAUAUGAAGAAAACGAGACGGGAGAUGGAAGCUGCCGCGAGUAUGGAUGCCGCGUCUGAUUUGUUGGACACGGACAGUAAUACUACGUUCGCUAUGAAACCGCUGAUGCGCGGCGCCUCCGACAAGAUGCGGCAGUGCGAGAUCCACAUGAGCCCGCCCAAGAAGAACUGCUGCAGGAUCUGGAUGUCCAAGUUCCCGACGCGCUCCAAGCGGAUAGAUGUCAUCUCGCGCAUCACGUUCCCGCUCGUGUUCGCGCUCUUCAACUUGGCUUACUGGUCGACGUACCUAUUCCGCGACGAGGAGGAACAAAAGUGAUUCUCGCGGUCGGGUGGGGGCGCGGGGCAGGCGGCGCAGCUGGCGGGCGCGGUGCUGUCGCCGUACGCCGUGUUCGCCGCGGUGUACGCGCUGUGCCUGCGCGCGCCCCCGCCGCCGCGCCGCCGCGCCGCGCCCCACGCGAGGAUAUAGAUGGGUUCUGUUGCUACACUACGUCAUACAUACGAACAGAUGUUACAUGAGUACAUGUAAUGGAUACGAACAGUACCGUUAGCAACGAACAGUACCGUUAGUAACGAACAGUACCGUUAGCAAUGAACAGUACCGUUAGCAAUGAACAGUACCGUUAGCAACGAACAGCACCGUUAGCAAUGCACAGUACCGUUAGCAACGAACAGUACCGUUAGCAACGAACAGUACCGUGAGCAACGAACAUUACCAUUAGCAAUGAAGGGACGGCAAUACUCUAGCCAUGAGUUAGCAACGAACAGAUAGCAAUACCAUAGCCAUGAGUUCGAAUCUUACGUUUACAGUACUAACAUGAGUUAGCAAUGGCAGCAAUAUCCUCGCCAUGUGUUAGUAGAAAGUUUUACUGCAUUCGAUAGCGAGUAAACUGCGAUAGAAAGUCUUCCAUAAGUUAGUCUUAGGAUACCUACAUAUAACCUGAGAUAGAAGCGGCAUACUGCUAGUUUGUUCUCACAUAACGCUGUACGUCAGUUAAUAUAUGUAUUCUAAGGAGUCAGUAUUCGAAACGCUUACUGCAUUCGAUAGCGAUGCAUUCAAGACUAUUUCGCUUGGUUUUUAAGGCUCAGACUACCGAAAUUACUAUUUCGAUAGAUUACUAACCGACCGAAAUUAGUUUUCUAAGUUAUCGCUAGAGGUGCUGUAGUCAAUAUCGAUACAAUAUUUUUACGCAGUCACUAGCAAGUACAACUGUGAACUCAUGGUAGGUGUAGUACGGAAAAUACCAAGAACACGUUCAAUCACGCAUACAAACGUAUCAACGAAACUGGGUUAUGAACUCAGCUCAACUCGUCAAUGCGUUUGUUUGUGUGUGUGAGUUUCAAACGUUUUGAAGCGAGUAACGCUACUGUUCGUAUCUGUUUACUGUGCUAAUGUUGUUUUGAUUGUUGUUUUUGCUGCAAUUGUAUAUGGGUUGUUUUGAUUGGUUGUUUAGUUUAAUCGUUUCGUAUAUAAAUGUGUUUAAUGAUUUGCGAUUCAGCACGCGAUGCGGUUCCUUUUGAAUUUGUAUACUUUCUUACAAAUAAAGUUUUGUUUUUUAUUUUCAUUCGUAAUAAAAUAUAUUUCAUUUUUUGGUUAUUUUUAUUUAUUAUUAAUUCGCAGAUAUUUCUUAAUUUUGUUUCUAAUUUGUUGAAAAUUGUAUUUUUCCUUACAUUGUUUUUUAAUUCUGAUAACAUCGCGUCAAUCUGAUUUGUUCUCUACCUAUUCGUUAUUAUAUAUUUAUGUGCAACGCAAUUCCUUUAUGAUAUUUCUGUGAAACAACAACCUUUUUAGCGGACUAGGUAAUGGCCAGCAGACUCAUCUAUUUACCGGUUUACAUCCGAUAACCUAGUGUCUACAAAGGAAUUGCGUUCUUAUGUUAAUAUUUUUUUUUUUAAUGUAAUGUACCCUUUUUUCUCUUGUCUCUAACUAAACAUAUACGAUGCAUAAAAAAGGACUUAUCAAUUUAUCCUUUUGCAUGAGUGAUACCUACAUCAUAAACACUUGUUUAGUUUAAACAAGGGAAAAAGAGACAGUGUAUAUUAAGAUAUUCUUUGUCAAUGCCAUGUUAUUUUUUUUCCAUAGCUUUUCACAUCAUUUCAUUAUAAAUUAGUAACAUGCACAUUAUCAACACAUCCAUUUGCAUCCAUACGUAGCCACGCACCCAGAAAAACUAAAAUAAUUGCCAUUCGCAAAUUACUUCAUCGGCCAUACAUUAAACUCGAUCAAAAUAAUCGAUGCUCAAAUUGUCAAAACAUCGAUUAAUUUGGUUCCGAGUGUUCAAUCGGAUCUCGACAAGAUUUUCGAAUAGGACUUUCCCGAUUUUUCAUGCACGAUUCUUAAAAUCGAUUUUACCAUCAUAUUCUAAUCUAAUAAGUCGCUUAAUCGACAGAGAGGUAAUCUUCUACUAGAAAUAUAAAUAAUAAAGAUAUUAAUAUGAAGAUCAGUAUUUAAUAAUUUAACAUUAAGUAAUUUAUAAAUGAUAUAGAUAUAUUAUGCAGCCAUGGAUUACAUGUUAUAAAAAUUAAAAUACACUAGUGAAGGCUGUAUUUAGAACAGUCCAAUGACUGCCUAGAAUGUAAUUUAUUUGGAAUAGCAUAAAUGCUUUUGGUAUAAAAUAGUUCGUCGAAUUGUCAAAUAAAAUCGCCGUUGUAUUAUAAGCCAAGAAUCCUUAUUAACAUAAUUUGAUUUUAAUCAAUAUAUAUAUAUUUAAAAUAUUCAUUGUGUAUGUAUAUUUUGAUCUCUCAAGAGCUCAUCUCAUCCUACAUUUCAUGCGUUUCUAUUUUGGCUGUGACUAACUCUUAUAAAUUAUAUAUUGAAUGAUAUUAUUAACUAUUAAUGCUUUGUUCAUUCAUGCACACUAUAAGUUGGAAUAUAUUAAACGAUAGACGAAUUAAAGAACACUAACACAUAAGUUAAGGGAAGCCGAUGUUUGUUUUUUUAAGAUUUUUUGAUAUUUUUACUAAACCUCGGCGUAAUGUAAUUGGGCAGAUGUAAAGUACAAUAAAUGGUAUAUACUUAGUAAUAUCAUCACAUAACAUAUAGAUACGAAACACACUGGAAAAAUCCUUUGUAUACGCUCAAGAAGCCUCCCGUCAUAUGAAAGUAUAUAACAAAUACGUAGGAAAAUUGUCCAAGUGUAGAAAACCGAUUAUGUAAAUAACAAACGCACAUAUAUUACUUUCUAUGUACGUUCUUGGUGUAUUUAAAAGGAUUUUUUCAUUCUAGUUUAGGUACCUUUUAGAUAGUCUAGAUAUUAUUAUAUAGUAUAACAAUUAUAACCAACAGUAUUUUACGUCUUAAACUAUCAUAUUUUAAUACAAUUAGAUCAGUAGUUGUUUAAGUCUUAUCAUUGUGAAUUGCCACAACUUUUGCUGGUUGCAUCUUAGUUAUAACAAUUAGCUCAAAAUAAUCAACAUAGUAUACAAGUAAGACUAUAAAUGUUAGAAUUAGAUUAUAGUUAGGUCAUUAGGUAUCAUGUAUAAAAAAUCUCUGAUGAGACUAAAGGAAUUUAUAAAAUAAAAAUUUAAAGUAGCGUAUCUAGACUUAAUAAUUGUGAAUGACAAAAAUAUUAACUUUUCAAAUGAAACAGUUAAGUUGACUACGAUUCAACGGAAGCUACAACCUUCUCAAUAUUUGAAAAGCUAAUAUUUUUGCAUGUAGGAAGGAUUGUAUAUAUGAGACUUUACACCUGUGUCGCUCAGUGUACAGAUACUUAUAAAAUAUUAAAUGUAAGCUAAUAUUGACAUUUCACUCGAUCACUGUCACUAUGUAUAUAUAAUAUACUUACUGUUAUCUUAAAUUAACGCAUCGUAGCAUUUGGUUGCAUUUAUGACAUGUUUUGACCUUUUUAUUUAAUUAAUGUUACAAGGUAUAUUCUGAAUUAAAAACAUACCGGCCGAAUUGAUAAUCUCCUCCUUUUUUUUGAAGUUGGUUAAAAAAAGAACCUUAUUUAAUUUAAUUAUGCGAUGUUCACGUUGUAUUUUGUAUAAACAAAUAAAUAAACUAAUGACAGUUUCUUAUUACUUCAAGUUAAUGGUUUAAAUAUAGGAAAAUGUAUUCACUGCCCGUUAAACUAAGUCACAAAUUAGGUAAGCAAAAUACUACUUUAGUAGUAUCAAUGUAGCAGUAAUUUGCUUGUCUCUUAAUACUAUAUAUUAUUAAUACCAACUGCUAAAUUCAGGCUACAUGGUCCUGCCAACUGUUAAAAAAUAUAUUGUAUUAAAACCGGACGACAUGCCGCCAAUCGAGUAGAUUAAUUAAGUACUUAUAUAUUACUCAUUGUAUCAAACAAAACAUUGUAGGGAUAAAAUUAUUUUUUUGGUUGUUAAAUUAUUUCCUAAAAACUUUAUAGGUAUUCGGUAAAUUCUAAUUGAUUUAUAGAGUUACUAUUUCAUUCGUAGCACUUACGUAGCACCGUCUACGAUAAACGUAGCCAUAAAUAGAAUUGAAAUAAUAAACAAAUAUUAUGUAUAUUUAAUUAUAGACACGUGGAAUAUCGGCGUUUUAUUUUGGAUUUUAAUAUUUGAUGUGAAUGAAAAUCUCUCAAAUACCUAAAUUAGGAUUAUGUAAAUUAUAAGAACCGUGUGCACACAGAAUCGGAUUAGAUAACGUAGUUUGUGUGAAUGCUGAAGAACCUCCAUGUAAAUAUAAUGAAGGAGACGGAGUGAUUGAGUUUAGAAUGGAUGAGUCUAGAUAUUCUCUUUUUGUAAAUCGAGAAAUAAGGCGGCCGCGUGUCACAAAUUAGUUAUAACGAUUAGUGACGUCACAGCAGAGGAUUUUGCUUGACAAGUCAAAGUAGGGAUAGAAUAUUAAAUUGAUGAUAGUAUCUAGAUAUUUUUAUUGUAAGUCUCCGUAUUGGGGCGGAGUAGAAUACAAUCCCCAAUCCCAGUCGGACUAGAUGGGUGUCGUAAGAGGCGACUAAAUCCGACGGUGGGAGGGUCGUGGGACCCGCAUGGCAAGCUACCACCCCCCUGUUGAAAGAUACCAAAAUCCAGGGGCGCCAUCUUGGCAUGAUCUAACACGCGGGACGCAACGUAGUAUAUUUGUCACUUUCUUUCUUUGUGUUCUUUAUUUUCUUCAAAUUUCAAGUUUCUGUUCAUUCAGUUUCAUCCUUUAAUUUAUAUGUUAUGAUAAAGUGCCUUUAUAUUUAAGAAUUGUGAUAUUUUUUAAUCUUAUCUUACCGGUUCUAAGAUUGUGAAUAGCCUUCGAUUGUGUUUUUCUUUUAUUUUCAAAGUGAUAAAUAUACAUUGGUAAAAGUAUUAAGAAGGUUUUCGGAUUAGUCGUACAAGUACAAAUAUCCUUAACAUAAAUGUAGAUAUAGUUAAGUUAUUUUAAGCGUUGCCUAGUUGGAAACGGAAACUUUAAUAAAAUAUUCAAAAUCGUUUUACUCCCCCAAAAGAUACUAUGUCUGGUAUGGUAUCCAUAAAACGCUUCUCGGUUGUAAAAAGUUAGAGUGUGCAUUUUAUUUACUUUUAAUUUAGGUUUUUCGUUAAACUAUUUGUCUGUGGUAAACCACAGGCAAAGGCGAGAACGAAAACCAGUGUAAAGGUUGCCAUAUCUACCAAGUUGCUUUUGGGGAGGCGUUAUGUUCUAUAUUAAAUAUUUUUUUUUACCAAUAUUACUUCGUGAUACCUCCGUUCGGUAUAAUUUGCUAAAAUUCAAUUUUAUUCAUUUCCUAAUCCGUUUCUAACUUUGCAAAAUAAUAGACAUUUACAUACCUACUACAGACUUCCUUAGAUUAGGGUAAGACCUUGUUUGUGUAUGCCUUGAGAAUGUACAUAGGUACGCUUGGAAUCAUGUUCUACAUGAUUCUAAGUGUACUUAUUUAACAAUUAAUAAUUCCAAUCAUGCAAUUGGAUUUAUUAAUUGAACACUACGUACAACCGUAUUGUAGUGACUCAGUAUUGUAUAAGGGUGUCUAAAAUUUAUACUAUUCUCAGACAUUUUAAGUCUCUUGAAACCAUAUGAUAAGUACAAACACAUACUGAUUAUAGUGCAGUGUAUUUUAAAGCAGAUUCGACAUUAGAACCUAUUAAAGUGAAUAUCAAAACAAUACACUGACCAAAAUAAAUGUUUUCUUUACACGAAAAUUUGACAGAAACAAUUCAAAAUAAAUUAUUAUAUGGAAUCCUGAGAUGGCUCAUGUAAAAUGUCUGAUGAAGUUUAGUUUAUAGUAAAUUUUUAAGGUGUCAGCGUGUGAACGGAUCAGCGUAAUAAAUAAGUUCAUAUAUAGAAAUAAAUGAUUGAGUUACAAUUUUUAUUUAAUUAUGUGUAAAUAAUUCAUCUCUUUCACGUUAACACGUGGCGGGAAACCGCGGAGAAACCAAAGAGCAGGCGAACCAAAAAUUUGUAAUUAGAAUAUAAUUAUUGUAAAUAAUAAUAAAUAAGAAAAGUGUAGAAUUUAUGCACUAUAAAUAGAGAUAAUUAUUGUACAAUGUUCACGUUGUAUGCAACAUAUUAGAACAUGUAUGAUUGUAUGGUUAUGGUGGUCUCGUUAGUUAAUGUCUUGCAGCUCUUCCAUUAUCACAUUUCGAAUAUUUUACAUACAACGUGGAUAUAUCCAUAUUUCCUAAUAAAAAAUGUAGUAGGUAACUAGGUAGUAUAGAAACUGGCAUUAGUUUUAUAAGCAAAUUGUAAUAUUUUCGGAUAAUUAUUUAUUCUGUAUAUUUCACGAUUAAUUUGAUUUUAAUGUAACAAAUUAAAAUGUGAGUGUAAUACUUAAUAAUUAUAAGGAAUAAAUGAAACAAAAUGCUGCGAUGCUCAUAUAUUUUAAUCUACAAUCUACAUGUCUCAAUGUAGGUAGCUGUUUUCAAUAUCUAUUCAACUACGUCGUAUUGUAAACAUAACAUAUUAUCCAUCAAGUAACAGUCAUAUUGAUUUUAAAUCUUGCUCAUUUUAUCUCCGUCCUUUGGUUCUCUGUAUUUGGGUUGUUAUCCAGAUUCAUAUUUUGUAGUUUAGAAUAUUUACUUCAAAAAUGUAUUAAAAAUACGAACAAGCGAUGGAAUGACACAAAUGCACCAACAUUAUCUUAUGCACGAUUAUCUGACACACAAAAACAAUUCAAUUAAUAACUCCAAAAUAAUAUUUAGAUUAAAUAAAUAGUGCGAUUAAAUGACAUGAAUAAAAUCAACCAUAGCUUUUCGUAGAUUUUAAAAUGCAUUACAGAUUUCAUUGUUUUAGAUAUUAUUACAUAUGUCCCUAUUAUAGAUUCUUGGGCUGUGAUGAAGCUAGAUAAAAUAAAGUUUCUACAUCACCAAUACUUCCAUGAAAAUAAAAUCAAACAAUAUACUGGCAACAUAAAUUUUUUUUGGUAGUUUACGUUCGGCCAUUGUCGUCGGGGAUCUGAAAAAAAAUAAUGUCAAUUAGUCAUUUGUAAAAAUCCAUCUCACAUAUCUUUUUAACAGGCGACAAUUAUUUACUGUGAAUUUAUGAAAAUUAAAUAAAAUCUACCAUUUAUAUUAAGUGUUGCCAUUUCACAAUGUUUCUGCUAUAAUAGGAAAAUUUAAGCACUCUAGAUUUACUAUUUCAUCCCUAAUCAUUUAGCUAUGUUUAAAUGGACUGUUGUAAUAAGAAAUUGAUGGAAGGACUUUUAAUAAAAUUAUACUAUGUC
Molecule: messenger RNA, 8845 nt
Organism: Colias croceus (clouded yellow)
Lineage: Eukaryota; Metazoa; Arthropoda; Insecta; Lepidoptera; Pieridae
Gene: GluClalpha
Product: glutamate-gated chloride channel
Exons: 11
Coding region: 214-1554 (446 amino acids)
Biological process (GO): nervous system process; chloride transmembrane transport; chemical synaptic transmission
Cellular component (GO): synapse; membrane; neuron projection
Molecular function (GO): extracellular ligand-gated monoatomic ion channel activity; neurotransmitter receptor activity; transmembrane signaling receptor activity
Source: RefSeq, a predicted model, not a curated record